UGGGGGGGUGCUGCGGGCAGGAAGCGGAAGCGUCGAGUAACCCCUGGCUGCAGUUGAGAGCGCGAGAGCUCACUUCUCACUCAGCUCAGCCAGAGCUGGAGGUGGGCGCCCAGCUCUGAGAGGCCGGCGGACAAAUGGACAUGUCCUGUGCCCUAGGGCUCGGGACACUGCUGGCCCUGCCGGGGGUCCUGGGCUCGGGUAACAGUGCCCAGGAGGGCGCUGGCUCCAACUCUGUCACCAUCGUCCUACUGCUGCUCCUGCUCCUGCUGCUGGCCACUGGCCUGGCACUGGCCUGGCGCCGCCUCAGCCGCGAUUCUGGAGGCUACUACCACCCCGCCCGCCUGGGCGCCGCGCUGUGGGGCCGCACCCGACGCCUGUUCUGGGCCAGCCCACCAGGCCGCUGGCUCCAGGCCCGGAUUGAGCUGGGGUCUCCAGAUGAGGACCCCGAGCGGCAGGAGGAUGAACAGGAUGUGGAAGAUGACUACUACGACAUGGAAGGUGGCCGGGAGGAGGUUGAAUCCCGGGAAGAGGGGCAGCCAUGUGGAGAGGAGCCCAGCCCACAGCAGGGCCCAGGGCCGGUGGAAGAAGCACACGAUGGUGACGCCAGUGAUGUUGAUGAUGCCGAAGGGGCCCUGGCCCUCAGCUGCCAGGGGCCGGCGGGCUCAGGGGGCAGCGCUGAGGCUCUGCUGAGUGACCUGCACGCCUUUGCUGGCAGUGCGGCCUGGGACGACAGCGCCAGGCCAGCGGGGGGCCAGGAGCUGCAUGUCACUGCACUGUAGGGGCCAGCCCUGGGGUCGCAUCCCUGUCACUGUGCAUCUGCUUCCCAAGCUGCCGUGGCUGGACACAGCCUGCCCUGGAGCCCCACAUGGAAAGCCUCAGACUGUCACUCCCUCGACUAGUUCAGUCCCCCAGUCUGUGCAUCCCCACCCCCUCCAGAAGGCCACCAUCCCGUGCCCACCCAGGGCACUGGGCAGCCAUCUGAAAUAAAACCCCUACAGCCCU
Messenger RNA from Equus quagga, 1002 nucleotides. It is a transcript of the gene PTPRCAP, whose product is annotated as protein tyrosine phosphatase receptor type C associated protein. The record is from RefSeq and is a predicted model, not a curated record. The coding region runs from base 135 to 779 and encodes 214 amino acids. Lineage: Eukaryota; Metazoa; Chordata; Mammalia; Perissodactyla; Equidae. Gene Ontology annotation, cellular component: plasma membrane. The transcript is spliced from 2 exons.